GAAGGACGUCGGCCCCACUCCAGGGGAGACGCUGUCCCCGCUGCCCGGCCAAGCCGCACCUUUUCAGGCUUCGGCUCCCGCCCUGAGGCCCCGCCCUGGGGAGCAGCACCCACCCUGGGAGCCCGGGUGGUGGCCAGGGGCAUGAGACUAGCCAAGUGCCCGGGCCUCCUCGGCCGAGGCCGCACAGACUUGCGAUGGCGGUGCAGCUGGCCCGCCACAGUGUAGGGUAAACACAAGACGUGAAGAGUAGUGAAAGGGACUAAGUGGUGGCCAAAGAGGCCUGAGAGAGAAGCCGGGUCAGCACCGUGUGGACAGCCCUGCACUGUUUUCCAAAGAUGCUCUUGAAGUAGUCCUCAUUAACACAGCUUGCCUUCACCUGCCAAAGCUCUUCAUCAUGGGCUGCAUGAAGUCAAAGGAAACGUUCCCAUUUCCUACCACAUUGGACAUUGACAAGCUGCAUGAGAGUGAGGAGGCCUUUAUUCCAGAUGAUAGCAGUCAAUAUAGGACACCUUCUCCAGAUGAACAACAGCAAGUCCAGGGAGUGAAAAAACUCCCAGAGCCCGGUGCUGCGAUCGGUGCCCUGAUCCUUGAAUUUGCAGACCAUCUGGCCAGUGAAAUUGUGGAGGAUGCCUUGCAGCAGUGGGCAUGUGAAAACAUCCAAUACUACAACAUCCCAUACAUCGAGAGUGAGGGCUCAGACACCACCAUUAAUUGAUGAUAAUCAACUGUGCUCUGGAUGUAGUCGGUGCUAGUUAAAUACAUAAGUUUUCAAAUUCCAAUGUCUAUGGUAUUAAUGUAGGGAUGCUUAUGAGGAAAUAUAAUUUUAAGCAGUUCUACUAUUUUAACAUCAAUGUAUAUCUGCUUGAUCUCAAGUUUUGGUCACAGAAGGCCUGGAAAGAGGUCUUAUGCCACCCAGUCAUUAGCUGUCAUACCAUGCUCUUACUGGGGCAGGAAUGACAUCACCAAAGAAAAUGUUAAAUAAAAAGUGCCCAAGUUCCAAAUGGUUAUUUUAAAGGGUUGACUUUAAAAGGACUAUUUGGUUAAUUUAUACCAAAAACAAAACAAAAGGCCCAGAACACGAAAGGGAAAUUCCUUAGAAUGUAAAAAAAGUGAGGAAUAGAACUCUAGUCAUAGUGAUCCAUAGCAUGUCUAUUGUCAAAACCGUUUGUGUCGGAGAUUGCCCACUCCCUGACACCUAUGGCCUACCGUUAGAAAACCACCAGUGGAGAGGGCCGCCUUGAAUGUCGGAAGUCUAUUUUUGCAGAUGGAAAGAGUAGCAACCACACUCAGCCUCAGGGUCAUGCCAUAGCUGUUUCUGGAUGAUUUACACUUUGCAUGUUACAGCCAUCUUUAAAAGAUAAUUUAUAGAAGUCAUGAUAGUUUAUCACAUUGAAAUAAGAAUCUCCUUGGUACCUUUUAUUCAGUAAAUCUUAAAAAUGACAGAAAUUUAGUCUGCAAGGUGAAAAUUUGAGCUUGGGUUUCCAUGACUAACAAUGUAUAGAGCCUCACUGCAGUGCUGGUACAGGGGUGGAUGUGUACAUGGUAUAAGAGGACUUGCAAUUCUCCUCCCAAAGGGCCCACCUGUGUGGGAUUUAGCAGUCACUCAUGCCCUUGGAACACUCUUAGCCACAUACUCUACUCCUGAAUGGAGAACUUGUGUGGGUUUUAGCAGUCAUGCAUGCCCACAGAAUACUUUUAGCCAUAUUGUAGAAGUGUUAUAAAUUAGGCAAAAAACUAUCAUAUGCUUUAUUUUUUUUAAAUCUUAACUGUUUAAAGCUCAACAGUAACAGAAGAGUUUAAACAAAAUCAAUAGAAGAGGACUUAGUGUCUAGAAUCACCAAGCUGUGCUAAACACUGAGUAAGAGGAAAUGGGGCCCAUCUAUACCAGUCCUUCAAGGAUACAAUUUAUCAGCAUUCUUGAAAUCCAAAGCCAUUAAAGAAAGGUUUUUGAUAUCAUUGUGAGCUAAAUAGGUACUUGACUUUAUUCAUAGUGAGAAAUGCUGCCUCUAGUUUUAUGGUAAUACAUUGAAACAUAAGUCAAACUGUGUGAAUUCUCCUAGUUUUAGGAACAGAGAGGUUGUUAAAAUUAGUGACAGCCAUCAUUCAGAUACCCAUUCAUUCUGUUAGUUUCACUAAACACUGGGAGUCACAAUGUUCCACCACACACAGUGCUCCAUUACACAGCUGGUGAUUGGACAGCUCACAGAACUGCAAGCAACCACUCCUGCUCCUAUGCCUUCCACUUAGUUCAUGAAGCAGUGUAGUUUCCAAUGUCUAUACUGAUGAUUCAGGCUCAAGCCCCUAGGUCAUGAUGUUUCUUAUUCAAUUGGUUUCUCAUAUGAAGAUGCCUGUUGCAAAUUUUCUUGUUAUUUAACAAAUAUAAUUAAGUAUAUAAAAUAUAUAUGUUGGUCAGAACAUAAAGACAAAAUCUACACAGAGAUAUUGGCAAGUGGGUAUGGGUUGAGCAUUUCAAAGAAGGUUCAUUCUUUGUCCAAGGGUUGAGCCUGCCCAGUCCACAUCUACCUAGAUGUCUGCUCUCUGCUGCCCCUAUGCUUCACAGCUAUAGUUUAAGCAACUAUG
This is a messenger RNA of Mus pahari (shrew mouse), 2580 nucleotides long. It is a transcript of the gene Akap19, whose product is annotated as chromosome 5 C2orf88 homolog. Lineage: Eukaryota; Metazoa; Chordata; Mammalia; Rodentia; Muridae. Gene Ontology annotation, molecular function: protein kinase A regulatory subunit binding. Bases 395 to 715 code for a protein of 106 amino acids. The record is from RefSeq and is a predicted model, not a curated record. The transcript is spliced from 2 exons.